AUGGAAAAAGCACCCAACUUGACACCUUCCAGCAAAGACUCAACCCUCACAUUCCGCGAAGUCACCGAAGACAACUGGCGCGCAGUAGCAAACCUGACACCUAAAGACGGCCAAAUAGGAAACCUCGCGCCAAACGUUUGGUCUCUCGCCGAGGCCCAUUACUCCGAAGACGCAUGGGUCCGAGCCAUCUACGCCAACGAAACGCUUGUCGGUAUGCUCAUGAUGGCUAUCUGGGAUCCUGAUGAAGCCUACUAUAUUUGGCGAUUCAUGAUUGAUGGCCGGUAUCAGGGUCUCGGGUAUGGUCGUCGUAGUGUAGAAUUCGCGAUUGCACAUAUACGACAGCACAAUCCUCAAGCGAAGAAGUUGGGGGUCAUGUCGACGCCCUUGGAAGGGAAGACGAAUGAAGAGAAUCCGUCAAGAAGUGUGAAACCUGAAGAUUCACCUUAUAGGUUUUAUGAAAGGCUUGGUUUCAGAGAGACUGCGCCAGCGGAUGAAGAUGGGGAUGUUAUGAUGUCUAUGGACUUCAAGUUGUAG
Messenger RNA from Penicillium angulare, 534 nucleotides. Its product is annotated as GNAT family N-acetyltransferase. The record is from RefSeq and is a predicted model, not a curated record. The coding region runs from base 1 to 534 and encodes 177 amino acids. NCBI's taxonomy places the organism in Eukaryota, Fungi, Ascomycota, Eurotiomycetes, Eurotiales, Aspergillaceae. The transcript has a single exon. Gene Ontology annotation, molecular function: acyltransferase activity, transferring groups other than amino-acyl groups.